GAAAGCGCCUGAGGGAAUGUUGCAUCAGACGAAAUGACAGUGAUUAAAAUCAGCCUUUUCUGCUUCUCCAAAAGUCUCUGGAACGGCGUGGUGACACUUGCCUGAUGCGUAAACCGUUAUACGCUGAACUUUAAACCCUCACCGGCUAUUAGCCUAUUACUUUGGCGGAAAAUAGGAAAAGAACACAACAGUAAAUGAUUGCGAAUAAUCGAGGAGGGAAUAUCAGGUUUUCAUCGGUUCAAAUAAGUCUGGUCGGGCUUGAGUUAAUUGUCCUCUAAUCCUGUGGCCCCAGAGGCGUUUGCGCAGCCCGGAGCGAGAAUUCUUCUUUCGGCUGUGCUCUGUGAUUUCCAGACGGAUUAUUGGUUUUCUUCUGGCCAUAAGCAAAGCAGCAGUUUCAUUUUGGCCAAAAAAGACAGUCAAUAGGCUAAUAUACGCAGCAGAAUCUGAGUAUUAAGAAAUAAGAAGAUCAAGAGGGGGGAAGGAGCGAUCUGGUCUCCCGGAGAAGGAAGGGAGAAGCAUGUCACGUCUGUCUCUGACCCGGUCUCCGGUUUCUCCUCUGGCCGCGCAGGGGAUCCCGCUCCCGGCGCAGCUCACCAAAGCCAACGCGCCUGUUCACAUUGACGUGGGAGGACACAUGUACACCAGCAGCCUUGCAACCCUCACCAAAUACCCAGACUCACGGAUCAGCAGGCUGUUUAACGGAACUGAACCUAUAGUUCUGGACAGUUUAAAGCAGCAUUAUUUCAUCGACAGGGAUGGAGAAAUAUUCCGCUACAUCCUUAGUUUCCUGCGAACCUGCAAACUGCUCUUGCCAGAAGAUUUUAAGGAAUUCAACCUCCUGUAUGAAGAAGCACGUUAUUACCAGCUGUCGCCCAUGAUAAAGGAACUUGAGCGGUGGAAACAGGAGAGAGAGCAGCGACGUCUGGCACAGCCCUGUGACUGCCUGGUCGUGCGCGUGACCCCUGACCUAGGUGAAAGAAUCGCACUCAGCGGGGAGAAAGUUCUCAUCGAGGAGAUCUUCCCCGAAACCGGUGAUGUCAUGUGUAACUCUGUCAACGCCGGUUGGAACCAAGAUCCAACCCAUGUUAUCCGCUUUCCCCUGAACGGCUACUGCAGACUGAACUCUGUGCAGGUGCUGGAGCGUCUCUUCCAGAAAGGUUUCAGCAUGGCGGCGUCCUGCGGUGGUGGAGUUGACUCCUCCCAGUUUAGUGAAUACGUGCUGUGUCGCGAGGAUAGGCGGAAUCAGUCCAUGAACACGCCCAUUAGGAUAAAACCGGAGCCACUGGACUAAAGACACACAUCGAGGCCCUCGGCCCCUGACCGAACUACACUAUACACACAGAUGGCCACAGACUCGCAGCUCUGCAGAGCUUAGCGUUUAUAAGGGGAAUGUAAUUUAUCACACACAAACCACAGCAGUUACAAACCCAAAGAACUUCAACAGAAACGACACGGGAGCAGCUCAGCUUUCCAACUUCCUGCUUUACCCCAACUCACCAAUGAGAGGACUCCUUCUGUUCAGAUGGGACACAAGCCCCGCCCCUUUCUCAGUGCAGUGUGUAUUAGUAUGUGUUAUUGUCUUGAGACGAAUUUGUGCAGUGAACACCGUUUUAUCGGGUCACGUUUAUGGACGUCUCUUCAUAUUCACGGUCAUAUUCACGGAAUGGACAAAAUCCAUGUCUUAAAUUACAACAAAGUCACUGGGGCUGACAUUACUCUCAAUAUUAGGGGCACGGGGGUCAACUUUUCAAACCACACGGAUUGUUUUUAAUUUCGUCAUUGUUUAUAAAGUACUUUUUUAUUCUUUUAUAGCACCAUGUUGUAUGCAGAUACCACACUGUGAGAAAUCAUUUUCUUAAUCAGUUGUCAUGUUUUCCAGUAAAAAAUAUCUAAAGAUAUAAUAAGAUUAUAAGCUGAAAUGGGCCACCGCGUUAUGCAGAACGGGCCUCAAAACGGUGCCGCAAUAUGCCGAAAAGGACAGCGAAACCUGGAGUCCUGAACACCCCUUAAUUUCUGUUCUGGGUAACAAAAUAGUAACUGAAAUAGUAGCUGAAGUGUGUCAUUUCUGCGCCACCAAACAGAAUCGCAAAAAUAAUCCGUUUCAAACAGGUUUCCCAAACUCCCUCCUAUCUUCCAUUGGUCAGGCAAAAAAGAGCCAGUGUUGCGGGCCACUCAAACAAACAGGAAUGUUUUGAUAGAGCCACUUUUUAGGGUGAAAUCAACCUACGAAUGGUUUACUUAUAGUUGAUUCUGUAUAUUAAGUUGGGAUAGGAUAAAGUAUUUUAACUUAGAAAAAUUACACACUUCAGCUUUAAAGAUGUUUAGAUAUAAUUACUGGAAAACAAGACAAAAAUAGCUAUUAAGAAAAUGAUUUUUUUUUUUUUUUUUUUUUUUGCAGUCAUCAGUACUACGAUUCAGUUUUUGUCUCUUGUGUAUGUUUCUUGUGUUAUAUGAAGGAUGUUGGGAGUGGCAUUCUGAAGGCAUUACAUUUAAGAGCUUCAGAGAGACUUUUCCUGGCCGGGUAUUACGCCCUCGGGCAGCAUGGCAAAAGCAGUCUGGCUUUAAUGCAUUCGCCGCUAUAGAAAUCUUCUUUGUUUAAAGGAGCUACAAGCAAACAUGGGUAUUUCUAAACCCUGCGUUCAAAAAUAGGUGACACCGAGGAGACCAAGUGAAAACAUUGCCAUACUUAAGCGUAUCAUUACACAUUUGAAAUGUUAUAAGCUCUGUAAUGUUGCUCAGUGAAGAACCUUGUUAGAUCAAACAAGUUUUGAGCUAAAUGGUACCUACACAAAAGAGAUGUUUGUGCAAAGAACAUGCAAAGAAUGAAAUUCAAGUCCCUUUGCGUAACUUGAGGCAAAUUUUGAAAGAUGAAGGUAUAUGAUUGUGUCUAGAUAAAAUACAUAUGAUUAAUAGCGUACAUUUGCACUUAAAUACCGCUCUGACGCCAAGCUAGUAUGAAAAUAAGCAGCCAGUGUUUAAACAUUUAUUGGAAAUAGACUCAAGUCUGUGCUCAGUGACAGAAUGAGGGUAGGCCUACUAACUAUGAUGCAUUAAUUUUUUAAACCAUCUUUAUAAAUGAAUAAUCAUUAUUCAUUAGCCAAAUUUAUCAGAAUAGUUCAUUUUUCUAAUUGUUUGAGGUUGACGUCUUAGAUACUGAAUUGUGCGAUUAAAUGACAGAUACAUCGUAAAUGGGGUGCUGUCUGAUUUCCCAAAACGGUUACAAUGGGUGGGAAUAUUGUGCACUUGUCUUUAAAGUGAAAAUGAAUUACAGCUCCCAGAGUUCUUACGAACCUGGUCUCAUGACAAGCAGUAAUAAUUGUACAAAAUGGAAAAAUCAUUAGUUGUACAAGUUGGCUCGUACAAAAACUUACAACUUUUACUCCCAUAGAGAAAAUAAUUAAACCAACGAACAAAGUUAUUACGAUUUUUUUAACCCCUAACCCAAAACUAAACCUAACCAUAAUUUUAAUGGAAAAUUACUGUUGUGUACUGUGGAAGAAAGAGAAAAAUGGGGGUUUUGAAAAAGCGUUUAAUUUCCCAAAGUUUAACAUCGAACCCAAACCCUAAACCUAACCAUGAAUUCUAACCACUUACCCUAACCCAAUCCUAAACAUGAAUUUAAUCAGAAAACUUUAUGGUUUGGAACGAGACGAAGGAAGUGUAUUACAGGUUAUUGACAUACAUCAGUCAUUUCUAUUCCAUAAAUAACCAAAUUUGUCCACAGACAUUUCCUUUCUGAAAAUAAAAUGUUGAAUAUGAGGCUAGCUAAAAUUCGAUGCCUGUAUUGUAUCGAUUUAAAAUACUGUCUAUUGAUUGGUUGCUUUCUGUGGCAAUAAAAGUCUAAAAUUUUCAUACAA
Myxocyprinus asiaticus (Chinese sucker) is the source of this 3857-nucleotide messenger RNA. Its product is annotated as BTB/POZ domain-containing protein kctd15-like. The transcript is spliced from 5 exons. Gene Ontology annotation, biological process: protein homooligomerization. Gene Ontology annotation, molecular function: protein binding. The coding region runs from base 518 to 1291 and encodes 257 amino acids. Lineage: Eukaryota; Metazoa; Chordata; Actinopteri; Cypriniformes; Catostomidae. The record is from RefSeq and is a predicted model, not a curated record.